UUGAAGGGGAAGGAUUCGAAAUCCGGAAGAUUUAAAUCAUUGAAGGAGAGGUCGCUACGGACCAGUAGUGCCCCGUGUGGUUUGGACUCCGGCAAAUGCAGUCUGGGCGGGACACGCCAGGAGGGUGGCUCAGAAAGGACGUGGGGUCAUUUCUUCCGACCUGCGGGGUCCGCAGCGGGUGAGGGCUCCCCGAGAGCCGGGCGUCUGAGCUGCCUUCCGAUCCCUCCCUCCGUGUAACACCCGAAAGAGGGGCGAUCUCUCACCUACUAGAGAGUUUGCUUUCUUACUUACCCAAACUCUCAAGAGGAAGUCCUCUGCUGAACUCAGACAUUAAAAUCCUAACCACCAGAGCUAAUUUGGAUCAUAAACCACCAAAUGAAUGGGAGCAUCUGUGGUCUUGGCAAGUACAGAAACAUAUAGCUUACUUAUGAGGAUAAUUCACUAAAACAUCUAAACAAGCUAUGAAGAAAAACUCCAAGAGGAACCACAGUUCAAGGGUUUCUGACCUAAAAUUGAACUCUCCAGAUGCUGAGAAGGAAAAACAAGAGCGUCAAAAUAACUUUGUUGAACUGCUGCCUCCAGAAGUUACUUUUAAAAUUUUCAGUCAGCUGGACAUCUGGAGUUUGUGCAGGGCUUCACUGACGUGCAGGAGCUGGAAUCACACAAUAAGACACAGCGAUGCCUUGUGGAAACCUCAUUGCCUGACUGUGAGAGCUGUAUGCCAAAGAGAGAUAGAUGAUGAUCUAGAGAGUGGUUACCCCUGGAGGGUAAUACUACUGAGGAAUUACCAGAAGAGUAAAGUGAAACAUGAAUGGCUAAGUGGCAGAUAUAGCAACAUAUGUUCUCCUAUCAGCCUACCAGAAAAAAUCAUGUACCCAAUGGAUGCAGACACGUGGGGGGAAAUUCUAGAAGCAGAACUGGAAAGAUAAGCAGAAAAAUCACACACAGAUCUCCUAACUUUGAGAGUUUAAAACUAAAAUGACUCUUAGUUUAUAAAAGGUAUACCUUUAGCCGUCCAUUUUUUUGU
This is a messenger RNA of Mesoplodon densirostris (Blainville's beaked whale), 1027 nucleotides long. RefSeq names its product F-box protein 48 (gene FBXO48). Gene Ontology annotation, molecular function: protein binding. The transcript has 5 exons. Lineage: Eukaryota; Metazoa; Chordata; Mammalia; Artiodactyla; Ziphiidae. Gene Ontology annotation, biological process: SCF-dependent proteasomal ubiquitin-dependent protein catabolic process. Bases 462 to 929 code for a protein of 155 amino acids. The record is from RefSeq and is a predicted model, not a curated record. Gene Ontology annotation, cellular component: SCF ubiquitin ligase complex.